AUGCGAGAGGCGUUGGGUGAUCCAAACCGUGGAGGGGUGGCGGUAGAAUCGGGAGCUGGAGUUGCAGGUAGGCUUGCUGAUGUUGUUGUCGUCGCCAAGGAGGCCGAUGAGGGAAUAUUCUUCUCCGGAGGUACUCCGGCGGCGGCGGUGGUGGUGGCGGAGGAAGAGGAAGAACAGGAGCAGAAACGUAGCGAGUUCCUGGCUCCGCGACCGCCGCCGCCGGCACCUCUUCUCUCCCGAACGAGAUCUCUCGUCGCUUCCCGACGGGUGAACCCUGAGGUGUACAUGUGGACGGAGGGAUGCGCAAACGAGGGGGGAUGUGAUGGGACGCUGGCGGAGGGCCCUCCACCAGGAUGGCAGGGGGAGAAUGCGGCGGCGACAGGCAGAUUCCUAUGGUCGUCCUCCGGCGGCGAGAUCUGCGACGGCUGCUGGUGUGCCGACUGUGAGGAUGGCUUCGGGAGGAAGCACUACGCCAAUGGAGACUUCUACGAGGGAAACUGGCGGCGCAAUCUCCAAGAAGGACGAGGGAGGUACGUUUGGCGCAAUGGAAACCAGUACAUCGGACAGUGGCGAGGCGGCGUGAUCUCCGGCCAUGGCGUUCUGAUCUGGUCCAAUGGCUGCCGCUACGACGGUGAGUGGGAGAAUGGCGUCCCCAGAGGCAGCGGGAUCUUCACCUGGCCCAACGGCAGCAGCUAUGUCGGUUGCUGGAGCAGGGAGCUCAUGGACUUCUAUCACCACCGGCGACGGCAACUUCCCCGGAGGAGCAACCCUAACCCUAAGCAGGCCCCCUUCUUCGUAUCAUCUCCAUCUUCACCAGCGAGGAAGCGCUUCUCCUUGGAUGGUGCUUUGGUGAGGGUCAGCCAUGCGGAGAAGAACCUUCCCCGGAUCUGCAUUUGGGAGUCCGACGGCGAGGCCGGCGACAUCACCUGCGAGAUUAUCGACACGUUCGAAGCUUCGAUGAUGUGCAGGAUGGGGAAGUCGCCGGAGGAGGAGGCGAAUGUGGGAUCGAAGGGAGCUGAUAGGCAGCUCCAGCGCAGUCCCUGCUUCUCUCUCGGGAGUGAGGCGAAGAAGCCCGGAGAGACCAUCUCCAAGGGGCACAAGAACUAUGAUCUGAUGCUGAACCUGCAACUGGGCAUCAGGUGAUCCUCUCAUCUCUUCCACUCCUUCCGAGCCUGGAGAAGACGAUUCAUCGUGUUCUGGGUGGAAACUGUUGCGGCCAUUUGCUUGAAUCUGCUUUGAACUGGGUGGCUCUUCCAGGUAUUCAGUCGGUAAGCUUGCUUCGUUGACCCAGAUGAGAGAUCUCCGGCAAGGGGAUUUUGAUCCCAAGGAGAAGUUCUGGACCAGGUUUCCCCCAGAAGGGUCGAAGAUCACCCCUCCCCAUCAGUCGGUCGAGUUCAGGUGGAAGGACUACUGCCCAAUGGUCUUCAGGUACUAAAAAACCCUAAAACCUUCGCAUCUCUUCUUUCCCAAAUGAUGCUUGGAUUCAUCCGGGGGUUUGCUCUUGCUCUUCCUUUUACCCACCGCUCGUCUCCAGAAUAGGAAAUAAAUCUCUGUGAUGCUCAAACAGGCAUCUAAGGAGGCUUUUUGCGGUUGACCCUGCGGAUUACAUGCUAGCUAUCUGUGGGAGCGAUGCUCUGAGAGAGCUUUCUUCGCCGGGUAAAAGCGGGAGUUUCUUCUAUCUGACCCAGGACGAUCGCUUCAUCAUAAAGACGGUCAAGAAGUCAGAAGUGAAGGUCAGAUCGAUAUCCCAGCCUCAUUUUAUCAUAUACCCAGACGGUAUAUGGAUCCAAGUCAACCACAGGCAGACCAAAGUAUUCUCUUAUGAAUUUUCAUUAUGAAAAAAUAGUGGGGGAUGGAUUUUAUUAUUAUUUUUUAUUUUUUAUUUUUGCUGCCCUGUAUCUGAAUUCGAACUUUGCACAGGUGCUGAUCAAGAUGCUGCCAAGUUACUUCCAGCAUGUCUGUCAAUAUAAGAGCUCACUCGUCACAAAGUUCUACGGGGUGCACUGCGUAAAACCCAUCGGAGGGCAGAAGGUGCGUUGACCUUUUCCCCUGUGGACUUCUCUGGAUCAUGCAUGGUCAACAUCACGGCCACAUUUGUCACCUGCAUUUUUUUUUUCCUGUCAAAAAACAGGUCCGGUUUAUUGUGAUGGGCAACCUGUUCUGUUCGGAGUUCCAUAUCCACAGAAGAUUUGACCUAAAAGGAUCUUCUCACGGCCGGAUGACAGACAAACCCGAGGGAGAGAUCGACGAGACAACCACCCUCAAGGAUCUUGAUCUCAACUUUGUAUUCCGCCUGCACAAGAUAUGGUUUGAGGAACUCAUGGGGUGAGCACGAUUCUUUCUCCAGAUUUGCCUUCAGCUCUGGAUAUGAACAUAUAUGGGUGGGUCCUUGAUCAUAUGAUUUAUAUGUGUAUGAUCUCAGACAAAUCGAUCGAGAUUGUGAGUUCUUGGAAGCGGAGGGGAUCAUGGAUUACAGCCUUCUGGUGGGUCUGCACUUCUGCGGCGACAUCUCAUCAUCGAAGACGAGCCUCUCGGCCUGCAGCUCAUCUCCUUGUAGGGUUUCCUCUGUUCAUCAUCUUGUUCUGAAGCUUUCUAGGAAUCAUUCUGACUCCUCCCGAUUUCAUGGCAGGUACGAGCGAUUCAGACUGGGUUCUGGAUGGACGGUACUUUCCUUUCCAACCACAAUACUGGGAUUUUAUCAGUCUCUUCCCAUGUUCUUAUCGUUGGUUCCUCUCUGUUGUUGUUGGGAAAUCAGAAGGCCAUUGAUUCGGCUGGGGGCGAACAUGCCGGCGAGGGCGGAGCAGAGCGGCCAUGGUGGGGAGACCUUCGAGGUGAUCCUCUACUUCGGGAUCAUCGACAUCCUGCAGGACUACGACAUCAGCAAGAAGCUCGAGCACGCCUACAAGUCCCUGCAGGCCGAUCCCUCCUCCAUCUCCGCCGUUGACCCCAAGCUCUACUCCAGGAGGUUCCGCGACUUCAUCCGGAGAAUCUUCGUGGAGGACAGAUGA
Molecule: messenger RNA, 3008 nt
Organism: Spirodela intermedia
Lineage: Eukaryota; Viridiplantae; Streptophyta; Magnoliopsida; Alismatales; Araceae
Source: the annotation of a GenBank genome assembly